AUGAAGGUUAUCGUUGCUUCUGGCCAGGACGGCUCCCGCAAGCACGAGGUGGAGCUGGCGGCCAACGCCACGCUCGCAGACCUGAAGAAAGCCUACCGCUCGGAGGUGGAUGUCCACCGCAAGUCUUUUAAGGUGCCCGGCCCCAUCGCUGCCGGCGGCUCGGCGCCGACUGCGGAUGGCACCAAGCCGCGCCCAAACCUCAUAACGCUCUCGGAGAAGAUGCCCCUGUCGCAGCAGGGUGUAAAGGAUGGAACAGUGAUCACUUACAAGGACCUCGGCCCGCAGAUCGGCUACCGCACCGUGUUCUACGUCGAGUAUGCCGGCCCUAUCGCCUUCAUGCUGCUGUAUGCCAUGCGCCCCUCGUUCAUCUACGGCUCUGCCCCGAUGCCAGCCUAUGGCUACACGCAGAAGCUCUACAUUGGCCUUUUCAUUACCCACUUCCUCAAGCGCGAGCUCGAAUCCAUGUUCGUCCACAAGUUCUCGCACCCGACAAUGCCGAUGCGGAACAUCUUCAAGAACUGCAUCUACUACUGGUCCUUCGCCGCCUUCAUUGGCUACGUGCUGUGCAGUCCGUUCUUCACAGCGACCAGCGCCGCGCAGUCCAAUUUCGGCGCCGUGUUCAUGGUCAUCAACGAGCUGCUGAACUUUGCGGUGCACUACCAGCUUAGCACGAUGCGCAAGUCGGACGGUGACACCACCCGCAACGUACCGCAGGGCCCCCUGUUCGCCCUUGUCUCGUGCCCGAACUACUUCUUUGAGAUCAUGUCGUGGGUAUCCUUCUCCAUCGGCACGAACAUGCUCUCCUCGUGGUUUUUCACCCUGGCCGGCUUCGUGCAGAUGGCGGACUGGGCCAAGAAGAAGCACCGCGGCUACAUCAAGGCAGACCCAGCCAAUAAGAAGAAGGCUGCGAUUCUGCCCUUCCUCAUGUGA
This is a messenger RNA of Leishmania braziliensis MHOM/BR/75/M2904, 930 nucleotides long. Its product is annotated as 3-oxo-5-alpha-steroid 4-dehydrogenase, putative. The transcript has a single exon. The record is from RefSeq and is a predicted model, not a curated record. The coding region runs from base 1 to 930 and encodes 309 amino acids. Lineage: Eukaryota; Euglenozoa; Kinetoplastea; Trypanosomatida; Trypanosomatidae. Gene Ontology annotation, biological process: very long-chain fatty acid biosynthetic process. Gene Ontology annotation, molecular function: oxidoreductase activity, acting on the CH-CH group of donors.